Arachis stenosperma is the source of this 408-nucleotide messenger RNA. Its product is annotated as isoliquiritigenin 2'-O-methyltransferase-like. Gene Ontology annotation, molecular function: methyltransferase activity; protein dimerization activity. The transcript has a single exon. Lineage: Eukaryota; Viridiplantae; Streptophyta; Magnoliopsida; Fabales; Fabaceae. Bases 1 to 408 code for a protein of 135 amino acids. The record is from RefSeq and is a predicted model, not a curated record.
AUGAGUUCCAGCAAUAAUAAUUCCCAUGAUGAUGCUUUCACUAAAGCAGCUUCAUUAGCAUUUGCUCCAGUGUUUUCUUCAAUCUUGGAGGCUGCUAUUGAUAUGAACUUGUUUGAUAUCAUAUCAAAGGCAGAGAGUUCGUUAGGCAUGUCUGCUUUUGAGAUUGCAUCUAAGCUUCCAAAGCAACACAGUGAGAUGGGUAGCAGACUUGAACGCAUGCUGCCAUCUUUGGUGGCUCAUUCUCUUCUCUCUUGCUCCAUUCGCACCAUUAAUGAAGCCGGUGACACUGAGAGGGUUUAUGCAGUUUCCCCUGUUGGACAAUACUUCAGACCUAGUCAUGAUCAAUCGGAAAACUCCUUGGCUGCAAUGUCAACUUUAUUCUUUCGGGGAUAUCGUCAUGUUUGGUAA